This is a messenger RNA of Entelurus aequoreus (snake pipefish), 12046 nucleotides long. It is a transcript of the gene dmxl1, whose product is annotated as dmX-like protein 1. Gene Ontology annotation, molecular function: protein binding. Lineage: Eukaryota; Metazoa; Chordata; Actinopteri; Syngnathiformes; Syngnathidae. The transcript has 50 exons. The record is from RefSeq and is a predicted model, not a curated record. Gene Ontology annotation, biological process: vacuolar acidification. Gene Ontology annotation, cellular component: RAVE complex. Bases 474 to 9785 code for a protein of 3103 amino acids.
AGUCCCUAUCGUGACGCAUCUCCAACAUAGGGAAAAAGCGUCCUCUUAUGAAGCCUUCUAUUUGCUAACCUUGAGGAGAGGUGAAUUCCUUCUUCUGGUCUAGCACCCAACAAAACUAACACAAUAAUUAGUUUGUAGCUGUUAGGGUUGCUUAGCAUGUGUCAUAAGGGCUCUCGAUAUGCCACUUUAAUUAGGCUGGUAGGAGAGCUUCAAUGGCUAGCAUCGCGCUAACACUAGCUAGCUAACUAAGGGGGAACCGAAUCGAUACCACUUCGGGAAACCUUAUCAUAGUAGACCUGCAUUCAUCCGAUAAGACAGCUGUCCGCAAAGCAAAGACUGGCAGCGGACCCUUAAAUUGGAAAGACACUGUCCCAAGAGUGCGCCAUAAAAGCCUGUUACAUCAAAUUUCAGGCGACCGUUAAAGAUGAAGACCGCUGUGAGAAAGUAGGAGGAAGGAGUUAUCUACAAGAGUCAUGAAUCUUCAUCAGGUCCUCACAGGGGCAGUUAACCCCGGAGACAAUUGUUUCUCUGUAGGGAGCGUCAACAAUGUACCAUUCACGGCCUAUGCUUCUGGCUGUGACGUGGUCAUUUUGAGCAGCGAUUUUGAACGACUACAGAUCAUCCCAGGCGCCAAACAUGGCAACAUCCAGGUGGGAUGCAUCGACUGCUCGCUGCAAGGAGGACAGAUUGCAGCUUCCUAUGGAAGCAUGGUAUGCAUUUUUGAGCCUGUUCAGCAUCGGGAUCCAAAAGACAAAUCUUUGACAAAGUUGAACUGCCAGUGGGAGAAGACUGGGCAAUUUGUUUUGCAGUCGAUAGUGCGCAAUCUAGCAUGGCAUCCCAAAGGGAGCAUGCUAUUAACUGGCACCAAUUGCCUGCAGUUAUGGUCUCAUUGUGAUGGAGAAAAAGACUCUGAAGCAGGAGAGCUGUCAGAAAGAAAAUCUCAUUGUAGUUGGACGUGCAUCUGGCAAAGCAAGACCGCCUCUCCUGUGAGUUUAAUGAGGUUUUCUCCUGACGGAGAAUUCUUUGCUACUGCUGGUCAGGAUGACUGCUUGGUAAAGGUGUGGUACAGCACAAGUAAGUGGAAAUGUGGGAUAUUCAGGCUUUUCAGCCCUUCAGAAUCCAGUGUCGACCUCCAGGGAGAGAUUGCCUUUUCCUUUGUGUACCUGGCCCAUCCACGUUCAGUUAUUGGCUUCUCUUGGAGGAAGACCAGCAAAUACAUGCCACGUGGUUCAGUGUGUAAUGUCCUGCUCACCAGCUGUAAGGACAGCGUGUGUCGGCUUUGGGCGGAGACGCUGUUGCCAGGUGACAGCCUCCUAUCUGGUCAGCAUAGCAACCAACAUGGUGAUACUACUAGCUCGUCCAGUAUCUGCAAUGGGAAGAUGCAAGCGCAGGAUCCUCCCUUUCAUCGGGAUGUUCCACAGCCCUCGCUCAGUGGCUGCUUCCCCCACAAUCAAAACCGACACUACAACCACAAAAAGAGCAGCAACAACCUUCCCCAUGCCAACGCGCUCUGUCACUUUCAUAUCGCUGCCAGCAUCAACCCUGCCACAGACAUUCCACUGCUUCCCUCUAUAUCUUCCCUAAAUGCAGUGGAGGAUGAGGACCCUGGAGGUUUUUUCACUGUCCAUUGGCUUAACAACAAAGAGCUUCAUUUAACUUUAGCUAUGGAAGUCUUCCUGCAGCAGCUCCGCGGCAACUUGGAGCAACAGAACGAAUGCUCCCUGGAAGGUACAGAAAUCUAUUCAAAUUGUUUGGUCCCAAGCCUCCAUUUUAAGGAUUAUGUUCAUUCCAAACUGUUGUUCAUCCUUCCAGAUGCUGACAACAAGGAUAAUUUUGAUGAAGAAGACGACAGGACAAGCGACUCUCAAAAACCUGAUGCCCAGGACCUCCCGCUAACCGCAGUGGAACACCAUGUGGAUGUGCUUCUGGGCGAGUGGAACAAAGGAGCGGACAUGCUGUUCAGCAUCCAUCCAAUGGAUGGCUCCUUGUUGGUCUGGAAUGUGGACUGGUUGGAUGAAUAUCAUCCCGGAAUGUUUAGACAAGCACAGGUGUCAUUUGUGUCUCGUAUCCCUGUGGCGUUUCCUGCAGGGGAUGCAAUCUCCCUCAGUCACAGUGUGGUCAUGUAUGCUUGCAACAAGAACGUGGACCUGGCCCUCCAGCACGGCAGGCAAAGACCCCCUGGAAACACGUUACCCAAAUCUGCGCUUAUUAGUUAUGGCCGUCAAAUAAAAGCCGCCUCCAGCAGCAGUCUUCGCCUGAGCAUUUUCACCCCUAACGUGCUCAUGAUCUCCAAGCACGAUGAUGGCUCCCUUAAUCAGUGGGCAGUAAGUUUUGUGGAGGACUCCGCUUUCUCCACUGUGCUCAGUGUGUCCCACAAGUCAAGAUACUGUGGUCACCGCUUCCACCUAAACGACCUGGCCUGCCACUCACUUCUGCCUCUGCUCCUUACCACCUCACACCACAAUGCGCUGAGGUCCCCCGAGGUGGACAGCAUCCUUGCGGCCCCAAAGGUCUUCUCUGGGCUCCCUACUUCCCACGGCUCUCGACCCAGUCGAUUGUCUCUGGCUGGGGUUUCACAAGACCCCAAUGCUAUCUACAGCGAGCUGAUAUUGUGGAGGGUCGACCCUGUGGGGCCCCUGUCUCUGUCAGGCGGGGUGUCCGAGUUGGCCCGGAUCAAUUCUCUUCAUGCCUCAGCUUUCGACAAUGUAGCCUGGCUACCCACACUCAUCCCCAGCAGCUGUUUAGGUGUAUAUUGUAACUCUCCCAGCGCCUGCUUUGUCGCAAGUGAUGGCCACUCACUCAGGCUUUAUCAGGCUGUGAUUGAAGCCAAGAAACUACUCAGCGAGCUCUCUAAUCCUGAGAUAUCAAAAUAUGUUGGCGAGGUGUUCAACAUUGUCAGUCAGCAGUCCACAGCAAAGCCAGGAUGUGUCAUUGAGCUGGAUGCUGUUACCGACUUUCAGGGAAAGGAGACGCAGCUCCUCCAUGUGUUUGAGGAGGAUCUAAUCCUUGGCAAUAAAAGACCCAACACAGCGCAUGAAUUGUUGGAUGCAUCUCAAUGUGCACCUAGCAAGCCCACCUUCGCUGCAAGCUUCUUCCUUGUGGUUGUUGAAUUAACCCCAAGUGGUCGCUCGCUGCUACAAAUGUGGCAUCUUCAUCUUGCUGCUAAACCUGUCACCAUGGAGGAGAAAUUCUCGCCCAAAGAUGCCCUCACAGAUACUUCCACUGCCUACUCUCAGUUUAACGUUGAUACCUUCGGUUCACCAGUAUCUCAAAAGACUAAACCCUGUACAUCCAAUCUGCAGAGCGCCUGUCGCCUCAGCCUCACCACACAGCGGCUCUAUAGCCAGGAGUUACCCCUGCCAGCAGGAGUGGAGGCCGUCAGCAUUACGCCCUCUGCAGGUCACCUCAGUGCAUCAUGUUCCUUGCCAGCUGGCCGUGUACCAUACCUCCUUGCUACUUCCUGUUCAGACGGGAAGGUGCGAUUCUGGAUGUGUAACGUCACGCCGUCGGAGACCCCCAGUGGUGACAAGUUGGUGUAUCAGUGGGAGGAGUGGCCUCUCCUCGUGGAGGAAAAGGUUCCCAAUUGUAGUGCCGUUAGCGUACCGGGUCGUCCCAUCCAAGUCAGCUGCUGUCACACAGGGAGGAUUGCAGUUGCCUACAGGCAGACAAUGACAGACAAUCCUCUGAACGCAACACCUCAGCUAAGCUCUCACAUGCGGCUGACUUCUCCUCCGACACUAGCUUCCUCACCUUACUUGUACCCCCACUACAGCAACGCCAGCCAGCACGUCCCUCCGACCCUGACAGUGCAGCACAGCCCUAGUCUGUCCUCAGACCCUUCUCUAGCAAACAAGAGGGAACAGCUGGUCUACAUCAGCAUCUUUCAAUGCGAGUCCACGGGUGGUUCACAGUGGAUCCUAGAGCAAACUAUAGUUCUGGACAAAGCAAAUCCUGCAGCUAGCUGUGGUGUUAGCAACAGCACAACUCAAUGUAGCAACAUUAACUUUUCUUUGCCAAAUGAGCACUGCCUUGGUUCUUCUCACAAGAGUCUGGUUCAUUUAGACUGGGUUUCCCAGGAGGAUGGGUCACAUAUUCUGACAGUUGGCAUCGGGACAAAGAUUUAUAUGUACGGCCGUCUCUCUGGCAAGCCUCCCGAACUGAGCCUUUCAUCUGAUGCCAGUAGAGACCAAAGCUUGUCCAGCCUGGUUCUACUUAGAUCUGUCGACCUGGUCUCCUCUGUUGAAGGCUCACUGCCCAUCCCCGUCUCCCUCUCCUGGGUGCGUGAUGGCAUCUUGGUGGUAGGCAUGGACUGUGAGAUGCAUGUGUACUCCCAGUGGCAGCCCCCAGCACCUGCCAAACCCAAUGCAGCCAUUGAUGCAGACAUUUGCAGCAGUGUGUCCUCCAUAGUCUCUGCGGUCAGACAAAGCCAGGAGGAGUAUUUCACUCUUGGGCCUCCAACUUCCUUACUGGCUCCUCCUAAAAAGGCCCUUACGAGGUCAAUGAUGAGCCUGGCUCAGAAACUUAGUGGAAAAAGAACAGCCUAUGAUCUGCCCGUGGAGAUGGAAGAUUCUGGACUGUUUGAAGCAGCUCAUCAACUCUUUCCCACACUGCCCCAGUACCACCCAGUACAAUUACUAGAGCUUAUGGAUUUGGGGAAGGUUCGCCGUGCCAAAGCUAUUCUUUCCCACCUAGUGAAAUGCAUUGCUGGAGAAAUAGUGGCUCUGAAAGACAAUGCCACCAAUCCAGAGAAACGCGUCCGCUCUCGGACCAUCAGUGCAGGAGGCAGCAUGGCCAGGGAACGAAAAAUGUUUGGCAAAGAAGAGAACUCCACCCCAGAUUAUACGGAGAUCAGCUCCAUUCCUCCUCUACCUCUCUAUGCCCUUAUCGCAGCCGAUGAAGAUGCGCCCCCAAAGCCUGAAAAGGUCGGCAGUGUGAGUGGUGACAGUGGGCAUGGAUCCAGUCAUACAGAUGCUUAUGAUGAGUUAUUUCACACACCCAGCAUGGUGGACUUAGACACUCUGGAACAAGAUGAGCAAGAAGAAACGGGGAACAAGGUAAUCGACUUGUCCCAGUACAGCCCCACAUACUUUGGCCCAGAGCACGCCCAGGUUUUGUCCAGUCAUCUCCUCCAUUCCAGUUUACCAGGCUUAACUCGUAUGGAGCAGAUGUCUCUCAUGGCACUUGCUGACACCAUUGCUACCACCAGCACAGACCUGAAAGACAACCAGGGCAAGAGCAAAGGUGGAGAGACACUGGACGAGUGCGGCCUGAAGUUUUUGCUUGCUGUGAGACUACACACCUUCCUCUCUACCUCUCUCCCGCCGGCACACCGAGCACAGUUGCUACGGCAAGGCCUCUCAACGUGUCACUAUGCCUGGGCUUUCCACUCUGAAGCUGAAGAGGAGCUGCUUCACGUGCUACCCACACUCCAGAAAGGGGAGCCCACUUGGCCUGAGCUACGCUCUAUGGGUGUUGGAUGGUGGCUGAGGAGCACCAACAAACUUCGCAAAUGCAUUGAAAGGGUUGCUAAGGCCUCCUUUCAGAGAAGUAAUGAUCCUCUGGAUGCUGCCAUAUUUUACCUAGCAAUGAAAAAGAAGGCGGUGGUUUGGGGACUGUACAGAGCUCAGAAGAAUUCCAAAAUGACAGAAUUUUUCCACAACAAUUUCAGUGAAGACCGAUGGCGAAAAGCAGCACUGAAAAAUGCAUUCUCUCUGCUGGGGAAGCAGCGAUUUCAUCAUUCUGCAGCAUUUUUCCUAUUAGCUGGCUCCCUGAAGGAUGCAGUAGAGGUGUGUGUAGAGAAACUGCAGGACCUUCAACUAGCUCUUGUGAUAUCCAGACUAUACGAGUCAGAGUUUGAGACGGCAUCCACUUACAAAAAGAUCCUCCAGAGACAUGUGCUGGGACACGAUAAACAGAUACGGAUGCAUCAAGAUCCAUUCUUGCGGAGCAUGGCCCACUGGGUCAUGGAGGACUACAGCAAAGCCCUGGACACUCUGCUGCAGCGGACUGCCAAUAAAACCAAGUCUGGGGCUACUGAUGCUGGUUCCUUGUCCGUGUCCUCAAAUAAUGCUGAGGUUUUCAACUUCUACACUUACCUCUGUACCCACCCUCUUCUCCUCCGUCGACAUUUUGGCUCCUCCGAUAAGGCCAAAGUCGCUCUGACCGCUGAGGGUCGCAGGGCUGAUUCCAUUAGCCUUGAAGAGAGAAGACUGUUUUUCACUGCUGCAUACGCGCACUUGCAAGCGGGCUGCCCAAUGCUGGCACUCGAAGUCCUUUCCAAGAUGCCCAAAGUCCGCAAAAGCACCAACCAGGAGGCGGACGACCUCAGCGCUGGUAGUAAAAACAGGCUAACAUCAGAGCCGGACUGGUCUGAGUGUACACUGAAUGGCUAUGAGUCGGGUGGGGACAGCAUAUCUAACAGCCAGUCGGAUUCACUUUUGAGUUUCGACUGGAGCCAGCCAUCGAUGACGCUUCCAGAUGAGCCUCUGGACCUGAAGUGGGACAGCGACAAAGAUGACGAAGACAAUGAAAAUGAUGAAGGAGAAACUAAAAAUAAUCAAAAUGUCAGAUCUGCAGACAACGUGUUUCACGAUACACAGGACACCUUGCUGCCUCUAAUAGAGGCCAUCACAGAGGAGGGUAAUGUGGACAGCAGCGAUUUCAUUGACCCUUCUGAUGACAUCUUGGUAGCCCAGCUGAAGUUUACUACAUGCUUGAAGAUUUUGACCAAUGAGCUCAGGACACUAUCAACAGGGUAUGAACUGGAUGGAGGAAAGCUACGUUACCAGCUAUACCAAUGGCUUGAAAGAGAGGUGGUGACCCUCCAGCACUGUUGCAAUUACAAGCCCUGUCUUCCAGAGGUGCCUGUCCAAGAUGAUGCACUUGUCUCCGGAUUGGUGGAGAAUGAACUGGCGACGAGUCCCUGUAGUGACAUUCAAAGGAGCAGGAGACAUUGGCUGAAAAGUAACCAGUCCUUACUGAGAAUGUUCCUAAGCUACUGCAGCUUGCACGGCUCCCAUGGUGGGGGACUGGCCUCUGUUCGCAUGGAGCUAAUUUUAUUACUUCAAGAAUCUCACCAGGACAACUGCACUUCGUCAGCUGUGACAACAUGCUCCCAGCACACGUCCAUCCCUCUCCUGAUGGCGUGCACUGCCAAUGUGAAGACAGUGGUGGCCAAUCCUAUCGUCCACCUGACCAACCUGACUCAGGACAUCUUGCAGACCAUCAACUCGCUCAACUCUCCUCCACAUCCUGAUGUUGUUAACAAUGAGAUAUAUGUGAUGCACACACUGGCUGCCUCUUUGUCCGCCUGCAUAUACCAGUGUCUCUGUGAUGGACACUCACAAAGUCACAUGAACAACUUUACGGGGAUGGUCUAUCAGAGCGUUUUGCUCUCUCAAAAGCAGCCAGCAAAAAACACCAGCGUGGAUGAGUCUGUUCAGCCAAACACUUCUCCUGCACAGUGGCCAGGUAUAACCUCCAUGAUCCGUCUGUUGGGCUCAGCAGGUGAGGAGAGUCAGCCGAGCCUCGCCGUGCUGCUCUGUGAGAUCCUGACGGCUGUUUACCUCAGUCUGUUUGUUCACGGCAUGGCCACUCACUCAAGCAAUGAGCUCUUUCGCAUCGUGGCCCACCCUCUCAGCAGCAAGCUAUGGUUGACUGUGUUUGGAGGAGGCGCAAGAGCUCCCGUCACUGAGAAAGCUAACAGUCCGGCAAACACACCCCCACCAGUUUCACCAGGCGUAGACACCACCGAAAGAAAAACCAGACGAUUCCGGCUGCUGUCAUCACGCAGCGCAUCGAGGGAAGAGUCCAGUACAGAGAGGGACCCCCCUUCCAGUCCCAAGGCAGAGCCCGUUGUAGACCAGGAAGCCACUUCCAUUUUCAAAGAAUGUUUUGUUCCACCGAAGCUCAGCAUUUGGGAUUACUUCAUCGCUAAGCCAUUCCUGCCACCAUCAGAAAACAGAGUUGAAUACGAUUCAGAAGAGAGUCAUGACAGCAAAGAUGAAGAGGAGGAUGAAUAUGAUGAUAUAUUUGAUCCGAAUUCUCCUCAAAAAGAGCAUACUAACUACAAUUCAUACAGUUGGUGUUUAAUGCGCUUGGCAAUGGUUCAGCUGGUAUUAGUCAACCUCAAGUCAUUCUACCCGAUGGCAGGAUAUGAUCUAUUGGACCUCCCUGUGGGCUCCCCGCUGUGUCACAGUGUGCUGAAGACGUUACAACGUUGGGAGCAGGUGCUGCAGAAAAGACUGGAGAUCUUUGGUGGGCCUCCCUCUAAAUACAUCUCCACGCACAUUCAGGAUGAAGCGGUCACGCCUGGCCCUGCCAUUCUAAGGCACAAGGCCCUGUUUGAACCAUCCAAUACACCAUUCAGGACAAGCCACCAUUCAGCGUUGCCUGUCAAGCGUCUUUGGCAGUUCCUGGUAAAGCAGGACGAAGUGCAGGAAACGUUUAUCAAAAACAUUUUCACCAAGAAACGAGACGCAAGUGAGUCGGUUGAUGACCAGACUGAUAUGAAAUGUUCAGGGAUGGACGAGACAGGACACCAUCAGACUGAAUCAGAUCUGGGCUGCCCAGCAAGCAAGGCGCGCAUCAUUCACAAGGAGUCAGACAUCAUCACAGCCUUUGCCAUCAACAAGGCAAAUCGUAAUUGCUUAGUCAUGGCCUCUACACAUGACAUUCAGGAAUUAGAUGUGUCAUCCAUCUUGGCCACACAGAUCUUGACGUGGAUCGAUGAUGAGGAGGUUGAAACUAAAGGAGUGGGAACUGAUGACUUCCUGGUGGUUCAUGCCCGUGAUGACUUCGCCUCACUCCAUGGCACCACGCCGUACACUCACAGCAUCCCUGGCACGCCUAUCAACAUGCCGUGGCUGGGAGGCCAUCAGACAGGCCGAGGAGCUUCUGUGAUGAUCAAAAGAAAUAUCAACAAUGUGAGAAGAAUGACCUCCCAUCCCACGCUGCCGUACUACUUGACGGGGGCUCAAGAUGGAAGCGUGCGGAUGUUUGAGUGGGGUCACUCCCAACAGAUCAUCUGCUUCAGAAGUCCAGGCAACUCUAGAGUGACCAGGAUACGCUUCAACCACCAAGGAAAUAAGUUUGGAAUUGUGGACGCUGAUGGCGGUUUGAGUCUCUGGCAGACCCACACAAAUGGAGCCGCUCCCAAGCCCUAUCUGACGCUGCAGUGCCACAACAAGACCGCUCAUGAUUUUGUCUUUGUGGGCUCCUCUUCCCUCAUCGCCACUGCGGGUCUGUCCACAGACAACCGGAAUGUGUGUUUGUGGGACACUCUGGUCACUCCCGCUAACAGCCUCGCCUACGCCUUUUGCUGCCACGAGUCCGGUGCCACCGUGCUUUUAAUGGCGCCAAGGCACCAGCUGCUCAUCUCGGGCGGGAGAAAGGGCUGGAUCAGCGUCCUGGAGCUCCCUCACCGACACCAACGGCAGAGUUUCCAGGCCCAUGACUCGCCUGUCAAAGCGCUCGCCGUCGACCCGACUGAAGACUGCUUUAUCAGCGGUUCCGCCGAAGGCAGCAUUAAGGUGUGGAACGUGGCCACGCAGUGUGUGCUCUACUGCUUCCCCAGCGAACACGCCCGCCAGUCGCUCUUCAGAAACCUGGGCACGGGCGUCAUGCAGAUCGAGGCGGGUCCGGCCAAUCACAUCUUCUCCUGUGGCGCCGACGGCACCAUGAAGAUGAGGAUCCUUCCCAACCGCUUCAGUGCCAACAACAACAACAACAACCACCACCGCCAUCACCAAGGCAACCUCAAGAGCGACGACAAGUGCACCUUGUAGAACUUCCGGUCCUUGGCUCACCAGCUGGAGUGUACUCGGAAAGCCCGAAUGGACACAGGGUGUUUUUUUCCGACAGGAAUUAAAACCGCCAUGUUGGCGAGCGGCAGGAGGUAAGAGUAUCUUCUUCUUCUUCGCUCACAUUGAUGGCUCCUAACAAUCACCACAGGUGCUCCCUGAGGUGCUUUAAAAGAAGCCUGUCGUACAUUCCCCACGCGUUUGGCGUGUAAAGCACAUCGGGACUGCGGGGAGAAGUAGAAACCACUUUCCUGCGCUGUUUAUCAGGAGCAGGUAGUACUUGCACCACUGGAGUCCCCCGACUAAACCUUGUAUUGUCUCAUGUUGUACACCACAACACACGAGGAAGACAUUUUAUUUCAUCAAUAAAAUUGAAUUAAUCGACUCCGUUUGGGAAAGUCUAGUGCACUAAGUCAGUACUAAGUGUGCACUAAGUCAGUAGUCCCGGCUGCACAAAUAACCUUUAUAUUAUUAUUCCCCUCAUGUCAGUCAUGUCGUUGUUUGCACAUGAAGGUGAAGCUAAGUAAACAAUAAUGUAAAUACACUGUACAGUACAUUGAUAUGAUAUAUAUUCCACCUCAAUUGUAUGAAGUGUCCUUAAUCUUUUGACUCCUGACAGACGUCGUCGUCCUGAAAAGGAGUCGAGUUGCACAAAGUAGCUUUCAUUUCAUUUCAAGGCCUUUUCACUUCUUCCUUAAUCAGCUGAAGAACUUUGAAGAGGGUUUUAUUGCAAUUGGUAUUCUCUCUGCAGACAUAAAAGAACAGUUACUCUUUUCUCUUUCUCCUGGGUUUGCUAGCAUUUAUAAUCCGCUUUACCUCUCACACUAUCGUCGUCAUUGUGUGUCCGUCUUGCGGUUGAAAGAUGCUACAUGUGAAGAAUCGCUGCUAUUCAAACAUAACCUGCGCUAGUUUGGAUGUCCCCAAAAGCCUCAAGUAUUGUAAAUGCUCAAUGAAGGAGAGCUACAGCAGUGCUGCUCAUUUUAGCGAAAUGCUAGUAUCUCAUCACAUGGAAAAGGUCGUAAUUUUGUGACCAAGUCAUUAUAAUAACAAAUAAGUUGCAUUUUUGUGAGACUAAAGUAGGGCUGCAACUAACAACUAAUUUGAUUAAUCCGUCGAAUAUUACUUGGAUUAAUCGAUUAAUAAUCGGAUAAAACAGACAAACUGCAUUUCUAUCCUUUCCAGUAUUUUAUUGGGAAAAAAACAGCAUACUGGCACCAUACUUAUUUUGAUUAUUGUUUCUCAGCUGUUUGUACAUGUUGCAGUUUAUAAAUAAAGGUUUAUAAAAAUUACAAAUUAAAAAAAAGUAGCCUCUGCGCAUGAUCCAACGAAUCGAUGACUAAAUUAAUCGCCAACUAUUUUUAUAAUCGAUUAGUUGUUGCAGCCCUAGACUAAAGUUGUAAUAUCACAAGCUAAAAGCUUCUUUUUUCAGAAAUUGUCAUUUUGAGAAAAUUAAAGUCCAAUUACCAGACAAACUGAGACUUUUUAAAGUUGUAACUUUGCAAAAGCACAUUUGCAAAAUUACUGGUAUUUUUACGAAAAUAAACUGGUAAUAUUACAAGAUCCAUUUUCUACCGCUUGUCCCUUUCGGGGUCGCGGGGGGUGGCUGGAGCCUCUCAGCUGCAUUCGGGCGGGAGUCACCACCUCAUCAUAAUUAGGAUUCAUUCAUUCAUUAAAAUAUAAGGCCAUUAUAUUACGAGACAAAAAGUCUUAUUUUGACUAAAAUACGAUCAUAGGAGUUCUAGGAAAAAAGUUGGGGAAAAACUAACUAGAAAUUUUAGGGAAAAAGUUGGGCAAAAACUAACUAGAAAUAUUACGAGAACAAAGUAAUAAUUGGAAUUUUACAAAAAAAUAAGGUUUCAAUAAUACUAGGGAAAAGUUGAAAAUUGGCAGUACAAAACUUGCAUAAUAUUACCGGGGAAAAGUUUAGGAAAAAUUUUAGGGAAAUAAGCCUAGUUGCGAUCUUGCCAGAAUGACACCUGUCAUACAUUUGAUUUAGGAUUUUUGCGAGAAUAAGAAAAGUGUAAGAGAAAAUGGUAAUAUAGAAACAUAUUUAGGGGUGAAGUUUUGACCCAUUUCUCAUAUUACAGCCUAAAAUUGUGUUUGUAUAUGAAACAAACACUUUUUCCUUAAACUAUUUUCAUAACUUUUUUUUUCUCCCAAAAAAUACAACCUUAUUAUGUCAACAUUCAUGUUUCCUUUUCCUUAAUGACGUUACAAACCAACUUUUCUCUUGAAAUUACAGCCUU